CGAAGAGAAGAGAUGACUUCUCUACCUCCUGAAAAGAUAGCAGCACUGCGUCAGUUGGUGCACAGUCAUGUGAGUAAGGCUGGAGUACAGGAGCAGAUACGAGACUGCCUCACGAGUGUCUCAGAGGGAGACAGAAGUGGUCUGGAUGAGGGGGCGUUGCUGGCAGCCCUGGAGAAGUGUGGGCUAGUGGAUCAUGUGAUGAACACACUGGACCUCAGCGGACUGAGUCAGGGGUCAGAGGUCACUGAGACAAGAGGGGGUGGGGCCAUAGUGGAGGAUCAGUGUGUGGGCGGUGUGGAGGAGCCCCCUAAACCACACCCACUCCACAAGCGCUGUCUCCUCCUAAAAGUGACUGGAGGCCGUGCUUUUAUCGAACAUCUCACAGACAAUCCUUGUUCUGAUUGUCAACCAACUUUCACUCUGCAUGUUCAUUUCCAAAACCAGCGCUUCCACUCCAAGUCCAUCCCGUGCUCAUGUGAUCCAACCAUCAACGAAGCAUUCCUAUUAGAACUGAGCAGUCAAUCUACCCACUCUUUAUCCUAUACCGAGGCUCUGUCGCUAGGCAACCCUAUCCAUCUAGUUCUCACACGAACACUCUCCAACUCAAGCACAGAAACUGUUGGCACUAGUCGUGUUGAGUGGCGGAGUGUCCUGACAGAGAGGUCUGGUAGCACUCUCACUAGUGUAGAGCUGACUGGGGUGGGGAGUCAAGCUAGUAUACCAGCCGGGAUUAUAGAUAUCAAGUUAGAGCUUCUUCCCAGAUCAAAGGAUCAAGUUAUUCACUCUGAUAUGCUUAAAGCACAACUUGGGAUUGAGAAACAACGAAAGGAUGAAAGAGAUCGUUUGUUCCUGAUCUACACGAAACAAUGGUGGAGGGAAUAUUUGGAGAUACGAGCGUCUCAUUCUCAGAGACUGGUUAAGAUAUUUGCCCGGGAUGAGAGCGGGGGAAGCCAUCUUGUGUGCACGUACAUCCACCCCCUCAGAGCAGGGAGACUAUUGGACAGCCCUCGCCAUGCAGCAAGGUUUGUGAGUUUGUUUCCAUUUGAGAAGACGAGCAGUGUUGGCAAUGAAGGAGCUUGUGCUCAAGUGUGGACCACCCACCACACACUACUGACACAGAGGAAGGGGUGUAUUGAAGACCACUGUGUGCUACUGUGUAGUCUACUGCUUGGAUUUGGCCUCGAUGCUUAUGUCUGUGUGGGGUCAAAGGUCAAAGGGGUGGGCCACACGUGGGUCAUGACCCUUAGCUAUGAUGGAUCUGUUACCUUCUGGGAGAGCAUCACAGGUCAAAGAUACAGUCAUGCUAUAUUCGACCAGUCCACUCAUGCAGGAAGGGCCCACCCUCCUCCAGCACACCCCUACCGUACCAUAGGCUGCAUCUUCAAUCAUAAGAGCUUUCUUGCCAACACACAAUCCACUGACUCUCUAUUGACUGUCUCCUUCCAACUGGACAAUGAAGCACUAUGGAAGCACAUGAGCCACCAGGCUAUCAGGUCUGUGACUAGCCUGCAGUGUAGUGGCAGCAUCCCCCCCCUCCUGCCCAGUGGAGUGGACCAUGGGUUGGCUAGUCAUCAGCUAGAGACACAGCUCAGAGCGCUCACAGUGCAACACAGAAGAGACCUGUGCUUGAGUACAGUGUGGGAUGAUGACCUUUGCUACCUCCUUAGCCCCGCCCUAGCCUCGUACGAGAUGGAGCGUUGUCUAGGAGUGGGAGGCAUUAGCAACGAGGAGUUUCAGGACUCCAUCAGAAACAUUGUACCAGAUGGUCACUCGUUCAAGGGAUUUCCCCUCCAGCUCCUUCACAGGGACCCACACAGAGCCUUCGCCAUCUGUCUCAGGUCUCCAGUGUGUGCAGAGGUGGUGGGUUGCCAGGGAGACAGUGUGAGGCUAGCACUCAGAGUGAGGGUAUUCCCUUAUCCUGAGGACAGGUGUGCUGUCUGGAUCAUGUUCGCUGUCAAGUACCAGUCCAUCCUUUAGUUACCACUGCUGCUCUGUUUAACAAACUGAACAUAACUAUCUCACAGCUACAUAUAUUAUAUGUACUAUUCCACACAUUUUUUCAUUUCUCACUAGCUGGCAAUUUAUCACUUUUGUUAGGCCAGCUUUCAUAUAUAUCGUGACAUGCAUGUAUAUAAUCUGUACUUGAAUUACCAUAUCAAUUAUUGUCGAAUUGUA
Halichondria panicea is the source of this 2175-nucleotide messenger RNA. Its product is annotated as centrosomal protein of 76 kDa-like. The record is from RefSeq and is a predicted model, not a curated record. Gene Ontology annotation, cellular component: centriole. Lineage: Eukaryota; Metazoa; Porifera; Demospongiae; Suberitida; Halichondriidae. The coding region runs from base 13 to 1977 and encodes 654 amino acids. The transcript is spliced from 9 exons. Gene Ontology annotation, biological process: regulation of centriole replication.